AUGAGCGCUCCUUUCCUACCCCUCUCCUCUGACAGACACUGCCUCACCUCUCAUUACAGCUGCCUACCUCUGACAGUCCCCUUCACAUCCUCUUUACCCAGUGCCAGCGUCGGGAAGCGUGAGCCGGCGGGGACGGUGUUUAGCGCGGCGCAUCCACAGUUCCUCUCUCUGUGUCUUCGAGCCUUCAAGUGUGAAGGAGCCUUGGGAGUCACUAUGGGAGCUGCGAGCUGA
Messenger RNA from Knipowitschia caucasica, 231 nucleotides. The record is from the annotation of a GenBank genome assembly. NCBI's taxonomy places the organism in Eukaryota, Metazoa, Chordata, Actinopteri, Gobiiformes, Gobiidae.